CCGCUGAACAUACUGCUGUUACAUACUCUACUCCACAUCCAAAAAGAAAACACAAUUCAACUAGGCUCACUGGCAUGUUUCUAUGACAACGCCCCAACCCUAAACUCCUCCUUGAGCCGGCUCCUCCUCUCUCAACUUGAUGACUGUAGCAACUCUGGAGUCAACAAGCUGAAGCUCUUCAACACUGUGAUGUCAUUAUCUGUGGAUGAUUCCAGUCCUGAGCUGCUGCGUGCGCUGGGUCCCGGUGUUACACUGCUUUCCCCUUUCCAUCUCUCCCAGUUCUCCCCCGACGCCCUCAAGGACACCCUGAUGUCACUGGGGUCAGAGGUGAAGUGGGGUCUGACCCAGGCCAAAACACUGGCCAAUAAACUACUGCAGGAGAAGCAGUCGUGGCUGAAAGAGACUCUGUCUGACCUGAUGGACAGCCUACCCAGCCCUCCGGUCCCUAACCCUCCUCAGGAGUUUAGUAGGGGUCCGGACCUCUCAGCCCUGCGAUGGAAACUCUUCUCUCUCUUCACCUCCACAUCUGAAGUAAUGCCCAUGUGCAGGAGAGCAGUUCUCCCUCAGGGGGAGGCGGGCCUUACUGUGUCACUGUUGGAGGAACUGGGCGGAGCCAAUGUCUACUGGAGCCCAGCCCAGCUCUCCAAGAUGGACGCCGGCACAAUCACCGCUGUCAUGGAAAUGCUGGGGGAGGUCCUUGAUUACAGCGCCGAGCAACUAGUUGUGCUUAGAGAGAAGGCCAUCCAGGCCUGGGGUCCAGUGUCAGGUUUGAAUGAGAGCCAGGUGCUCCAGCUGGGCUGUGUCUCUCAGGGGUUCAACCUCACUGAGCUGGCCAGCCUCCCCUUCUCCUCCCUGGACACUCUGGAGACACUUUCCCGCUGCUCCUUGACACAACCACAGAGGGAGGCUGUGUGGAGCGUAUUAAUGAGACAGUGGGAGAACUGGGAGCUGUGGAGUUGGUGGGACUGGACCAGUUCAUCUGUGGUCUGAACACUGAGGAGACUGGUCAACUCAACACUGAUGCCUUCAGGUCAGACAUGGACAGUGCGUGUGUGUUUGUGUAGCGGGUUUCUUAUGUACCACAGGAGAACCAAGAAAUGAAGAGCGACACCACGGCUGUCUUUUAGGCUUUUAUGUUGAUCUGCAAUAGUAUUGUGAAAAGACAGGACAGGAACACAUCAGUCUCAAUGCACCAUCUGACAAGUUGUUCUACACAGGAGCAUGAAGAAAGGUAAAACACAUAUCCUGUCUCACAUCCCCAAUACAUUGCUAGAUGCUUUCAGUGUUGACAGUACCAAAAUACAACAACUCAUGUACAAAAACACUGCAACAUAAACAAGUUACAACGUGAAAUCGCCUCUAUUCCAUUCAGACCGUAGAGGACCAAACUACAUCUCACCAUAAUACAACCCCAGAACCAGCUCAGCUAACCUUCUGCAUCACAGAAAGGCAUGCUAGCUAGCAACAGCAGCACUUUUAGCACUCUGUAAACUAUAUUAAUAACAACAAUACAACUCUGAAAGUUACAUGUUUCAAUAGUCUCACACUCCCAUAUAACAAUAUCUACAGCAUUAACCUUGGGAUGUUUGAUUUAUUUCACGUUAUGGACUUUACAAAGGAGUAAUCUGCAACAUAUACCUUUCUCUCUCAGUGUUUUCUCUGACUGAGGAGAACGGGAGCUACGGGUAGUACCAGGGUGUUAGUAGGUGACACAAGCACCCAGAUGAAAUAAAAUACAUUUAAUGAAACAAAACCCGAAGAUGUUAACAUCAUUCAGCUACUGUAGCUGCCUACCUAACAUCAACAGGCAGCACCAGUAGCGCAACAAUUAAAAAUAGACACCAAAAGUAAAGUUCCUGGCGAUCAUAGCGAUCUGACUCCCCCCUUCUCUCUGAACUUGGAAUAUUCCUGUUCGCGGGCUUUGGCCACUGACCUUCAACCUGGUUGUUCUGUUCUGCGUUGUGUACUAUUCUAAUAAUUUGAAAUUGGAUGGAAUAGCCAUUUUAACUCUCCUACAUUUGCGUGAGAUUGUUUUAUAAUGUGUUAUAUAUCUCUAUAGGGAGGCAGUACAGUCGGUGGGCGAGGUGCAGUGCCCCCUGGCAGUAACAGAGCUUCUGAAGCAGCAAUAUGGCUGGUUUGAGUUUGUCAGAGUUUCUUUCUCUCAGACCCUCUGCCUUCUCAUUCCUCAGUCCGACCAGUGUUCCCCUCAUCCCCCCAGACUGCCUCGUUGCACUCUCAACCAGCCAGCUGAAGGCCCUGGGUCCUGACAAUGCUGCCAUGGUAACUAAUGCACAGUGGGCAGUGCUGGGGGUGGCACAACGGGCCGCUCUUGGCAAUGCUCCGGGUGUGGCCUACGACCGAGUGGCCUAUGACCGCACAGAACCGACUACAAACCCACUCAGAAACCUGCCCCAACUCUCAGGAGCAUCUAUGCUGGGAACUCUGGGAGUUGGAGUCUUUAUGCAGCCCUUGUUCCUACUGCUGGGGUUUGUCCUGUAGUGAAACUACACAUCCAAUAGACACGCAUGACAUAUGGAACUACUCAUGCAUGUGUUGAACAAGGAGAGAUUGUUGAUAAUAUGGCAUAUUUUAACACAUUUAACAGUAACAAAUAUAACUUUAUAUCCUGCUUCUUAAAAAAAAAAAAAAACUAUUCUAGAUUAAGCCAGAGCAGGCCUUGAGCACAUCAAAGCAGAUACCUGUAACAAUGUAAAAGCACUUAUAUUUGUUAAAGAAAUAUGUAUGUAUCUUUGUUGCAAUGGUGGGUCUCUUCUAGUAGGACAAUGCUGGAACAUGACAUAAUGAUGUGUGAGCCAGUGUUCUGCAUUGGUUGUUUUCUGAGAGUUGGGAUCAUAAAAUGAGGAUUAUGGGUGCUAAUCCAGUGCUGACAAGAUUGGAAGUGGAAGACUAAGUUAAUAAUAAAGAUUAUGAACCUA
This is a messenger RNA of Oncorhynchus kisutch (coho salmon), 2936 nucleotides long. RefSeq names its product stereocilin-like. The record is from RefSeq and is a predicted model, not a curated record. NCBI's taxonomy places the organism in Eukaryota, Metazoa, Chordata, Actinopteri, Salmoniformes, Salmonidae. Gene Ontology annotation, cellular component: cell surface. The transcript has 10 exons. The coding region runs from base 190 to 990 and encodes 266 amino acids. Gene Ontology annotation, biological process: cell-matrix adhesion.